AUGGUUGAUAUUCCCUACUCUCCCCUUGGAACUCCUGUUGUUGAAACUGUUCCUUAUGAUGGUCUUAACUUCAAAACAGUUACUUGGAAAGUUCCGUCUGAUGUAGCCUACAAGGGCAAAAUUGUCUACGUGCACGGCUUUUUCGAGCAUUCCACCAUCUACACCGAGUUUUUUGACAAGCUUAGCCGUGAAGGGUACGAAGUGUUUUUCUUUGACCAGAGAGGUGCUGGAGCGACAUCACCAGGAAAGUUAGUAGGAAAGACUGACGAGUUCCACACCUUUGAUGAUUUGGACUUUAUGAUCAAACGAGAGCUCGAUGCACGUCUGGACAAGACAGAGAAGUUUUUCUUGGCUGGUCAUUCUAUGGGUGGUGGAAUUGCCCUCAACUAUGCCAUCUAUGGAAAACAUAGAGAUAGCAUCCGAGGAAUAGUGGUGUCGGGACCAUUGGUGGUCUUACACCCAAAAACACAACCUAAUGUAUUGGUACGCAAAUUGCAGCCUGUGAUCAACUCACUUGUGCCUGGAUUAAAAGUUGAUUCGAAACUUAACUACGACUACAUUACGUCUAACGAGGGUUGGAAACUGUACAUCAAAGAACACGACACCAAGUUGAUUGGCACUGUUAGACAGUUCAACGACAUGUUUGUUCGUGGCGAAAAGUUGCUCCAGAAGAACCACGUUUCCAAGUUCAAAAAGGAUAUACCGGUCCUCGUCUUACAUGGUACUCUGGACUUUAUUAAUAACAUUGAAGGGUCAAAGACCUUCAUCAAGUUAUUGCCUGAAGAAGUGGACAAGGAACUAGUUCCAGUCGAAGGAGGCAGACAUUCUCUCUUUAUUGAAAACGAGCAGAUUUUCCAGACUGUGUUCGACAAAGUGUUGUCCUUUUUGCUGUCUCAUUAG
Molecule: messenger RNA, 900 nt
Organism: Clavispora lusitaniae ATCC 42720
Lineage: Eukaryota; Fungi; Ascomycota; Pichiomycetes; Serinales; Metschnikowiaceae
Product: acylglycerol lipase
Cellular component (GO): membrane
Molecular function (GO): monoacylglycerol lipase activity
Source: RefSeq, a predicted model, not a curated record